AUGUCCCUCUUUCACCUCCAGCUGCCCCCUCCCGCCGGACUUCAUGCCCCUGAUCCCUCUGUUGUCCGCCCCAGCCUCGCCGGGGCUUUGGCCGUCUCUUCGCUCCCCGGAAACUCCAACGGCCGUGGCAAGCGCUCAUUGAAUGCCAGAUACGACCAGCUCCUCAGCCAAGUCAAGGCCAAAGGCAGGUCUAUCCUCUCUCCAAAGACCAGGGAUGCAAAGCCUAUGCUGAAGAAGCUCCCUAGUCGGUCUCGGGGUGGCCUCUUUUCCCAUUCAGUUUCUGCCUUACCCGUGUCUGCGCCAACCAAGCAAAGCGUUUCUCGGUCUACUAUCAACCAACUCGCUUACCAUCUGGGCCAACGCUCGGCCGCGAGUACCGCUGAUUGGGAUCGUGAAGCUCCCUCUUUCCACCCUGACCCGUACCCCUAUCAGACGAGUCCGCGGCGGGAUGGAUAUCUAACGGACGCCAUCCCCACGGAUGUUGACGUGUACGGCGACUACCCCAUGGACGAAGACGGAGGCCGGUACAUCGCGUCGUCUAUACAGAACCGUAGUCCAUCCCCGUUGAGCCAACCCAAUUACACAUAUCACCCGGCACCUCCCCAGCUCACGCCAACGCCUAUCCAUCUUCACCAUCCGACACCUCCACAGGUCAAUCCCCAGCAGAACCGUCAGCCGAUGACACUUGCUCAACACCGAGUUCGGUUCAGGCCAGCGCAAGAGAAUCAGCUGUACUCGCCUUCUCCGGCAACGUUUUUGCAGUGGCAGAUGUCGACCCCGAAGGGCGCAGAUGGUUCAUUCGCGUCCCGAGAUGCCAGCAUGGUGAGUGAUCUAGCGGGAGUGGGAGGACGGUAUGCAGGAUAUGUACUGGAGCAUGAGAGGUGGGAGGAACCAAGCUCGUUCAACUGGGCUCCUGCACCAAGGCAGAUGGACGUCUCCGAUGUGGCCACCGCGCCUCCUCUUUGGCAGCAGCCCCUGUCGCCCAGAAUGGAAGCCGGACCACCGCCGCAGAAGGAAACACACGAUUACCAACUUUCAAGCUCUCCACUCUUCAAGCACAACCAGCAUUCUCAGACUCAGAAUCUCUCGUCCGACGCUUACGUGCUACACUCCCCAACACCGCAAAGGAUCCUUCGACUUCCGACCAACCUUGGGCCGACGCGACGCCCAACCCCUGCCCCACCUCAACCCUCGCUGCUACUCUCCGAGAGCAUCCCGCCACAGCUGAUGCAAGCCCACCAAUCUCUCCUUCCCGCCCACAUCAAAUCCUCCUCGGCAAAGGCAAAGAAGGCGAGAAAAGAGAGGUCGUACAAGGUGAAGGGGAGGGAGGUGGUGAGGUUGUUGGAGGAAAUGGCUGAAAACGAGAGUGACGGGGAGGAGAAUGAGAGCACUGGGGCCGAUUUGUGGACGACGAGUCAGAGGGAUUCACGACCGCCCUUGGUGCUUCCUGCCAUCACUUACGAGCCAUCUCCAUCUCGAACCCUCGUCAAUCUGCCCAUCAGCCAACACUCAUCCUCCGCUACAAAAGUUCCCAGCUCGGGCAUCAACGGUUCUUCUUUCGACCUCUCCUCAGACGCUGCCCGUCCCUCUCCCACCCAUAUCGCCGAUCCUGGGCCAAAAGCCGAGCCACACUUGAUCAACGACCUUUUGAAGCGAAAAGAGGCACCCUCGCCUUCCAGCAGUCCAGUAGCAAAGGCAGGCAAGAAAAUGAAGGGGAUGUCUGUGAGGGAGAAGAUACGGGGAAGAGCACCCACUCCGGGACCGACCCCGCUCGUUGUUAGUCAGACAGAGGACGAGGAUAUAGGGCUUGAUCUGGAUCUGGACGCGAGCGAGUGUGGUUCUCAGCUCAGCUCUGCCACCAACAUCAAGAACGUCCGCGCGGACAUCCCAUUCUCAAACCCACCCAUUUUCGCCCUUUCCCAACUUCCUGUCCUUCCUCUCCCCCGACCUCUUCCGGACUACACACCCGCUCGCAAAUCUCUCCAGCCUCGACGCAAAACUACUGGGAAGCGUGUGCAGAGGAUAGAGUCAGAAUCUGUCACGUCGGAAGAACUAGAGUCUAUCAGGAGCUUUUCAGAACCGCCCGGUGGUGGGAAGGUGAUGGUGUAUGGGAGUGAUGACGGGCGAGGCAUAGAUGGGAAGGGUGAUCAAGUCAUCGAUUCGGAUGGAACUGCCGUGGAAUCCGACGUGGUCGCAACUUUACAAGCAGGGCACGGGAAGGAUAUGACAAGACAGGGAAGCAAUGCGGACAGCGAGAUGUAUGGAAAGGGGAAAGGAUGGGUGGACGAAGGGUUCUUCGAUGCCAAUGGUGGGGAAUUGGGGUUCCGUAUCUGGCACGAUUGA
Cryptococcus wingfieldii CBS 7118 is the source of this 2343-nucleotide messenger RNA. RefSeq lists its product as hypothetical. The record is from RefSeq and is a predicted model, not a curated record. The transcript has 4 exons. Lineage: Eukaryota; Fungi; Basidiomycota; Tremellomycetes; Tremellales; Cryptococcaceae. The coding region runs from base 1 to 2343 and encodes 780 amino acids.